This is a messenger RNA of Eptesicus fuscus (big brown bat), 5162 nucleotides long. RefSeq names its product sushi domain containing 6 (gene SUSD6). Lineage: Eukaryota; Metazoa; Chordata; Mammalia; Chiroptera; Vespertilionidae. Bases 349 to 1260 code for a protein of 303 amino acids. The transcript has 6 exons. The record is from RefSeq and is a predicted model, not a curated record.
UACAGCUGGGCUAGUGACGCGGAGCUGCCGCCGCCGCCGCCGCGUUCUAUUUUCUUUUUUUCUCCUCAGCCGGCAACAGCCUGCGCCCUGCCUCCCGCCGCCUCCUCCCGCAGCGCCGGCCAGCUGCAGCCAGACAAGGGCACGCGGGGCACGCGGGGCCUCGCCUACACCCGAGAGGGCUACGGGCGCGCGCAGGCGGCGGAGCGGAUCCCGGCGCCGCGGAAGCUGCGAGCGCCCCCCUCCCGGAGGUCGCCGCGCCGUUCCCGGGGUGAAUCUACACCUGGCUGACUUUAGAAUCCUUCUGGCUUUUAAUUAUUUUCUUUUUAAAAUAACUUGGACGGAUAAAAGAUGUGCCAUGGCAGGAUAGCACCAAAGAGCACCUCAGCGUCUGCCGUGGCCUUUGUGGGACAUGGAGUGUUCCUUCCACUGGUGAUCCUUAGCACCCUCCUUGGAGACGGACUUGCCUCAGUGUGUUCCCUGCCCCCGGAGCCAGAGAAUGGUGGCUACGUCUGCCACCCCCGGCCCUGCAGAGACCCCUUGAACUCGGGCAGUGUCAUCGAGUACCUGUGUGCUGAAGGCUACGUGCUAAAGGGCGAUUACAAAUACCUGACGUGUAAGAAUGGCGAAUGGAAACCAGCCAUGGAGAUUAGCUGCCAUCUUAACGAGGAGAAAGACACCAAGACAUCAAUUGGGGUCCCCACACUGUCCAUCGUGGCUUCCACUGCCAGCUCCGUGGCACUCAUUCUCCUCCUUGUGGUGCUGUUUGUGUUGCUGCAGCCAAAGCUGAAGUCUUUCCAUCAUAGCAGGCGUGACCAGGGGGUAUCUGGGGACCAGGUCUCCAUCAUGGUGGAUGGAGUCCAAGUUGCACUACCGUCAUAUGAGGAGGCUGUGUAUGGCAGUUCCGGUCACUGUGUGCCGCCGGCUGACCCCAGAGUGCAGAUUGUGCUGUCAGAGGGGUCUGGGCCUAGUGGGAGGAAUGGGCCAAGGGAGCAGCAGCUACAGGACCAGGGAGCUUGCUCCUCUGCAGGUGGAGAGGAGGAGGCCCCGGGCCAGUCUGGACUGUGCGAAGCCUGGGGCUCCCGGGGCUCAGAGACUGUGAUAGUGCAUCAGGCAACCACCUCUUCCUGGGUGGCCGGCUCAGGGAACAGCCAACUGGCACACAAAGAAGCCCCGGAUUCAGAGAACAGUGACAUACAAAGCCUCUUAUCCCUCACAUCGGAGGACUACACAGACGACAUCCCGCUGUUGAAAGAAGCAUGAGGUUUGCCACCGGCCUCUCUCCUCUGCAAUGGUCCUCUCUGCCCUUCUUCCUCUCCCUGUGCCCGGCUAUCUGAGCUGCCACCUGUGGAUCUGUGGAUCUCUGAGGGCAUGCAGGCCCACCUUGCUGGAAACUCAAGGAAGAUUCUUGCCAUCUGCCUGCUUGACAGCUGGAGGAACUGGCUUUUUGCCUGGUCCAGCCUUCCCAUCUGUGUCGGGAACAUGUUUGAAUGUGCCGGACUGAACCCUUCCUUUCCCUGAGGCCUCUGGGAGCCCUCCAGCCAACUCUUUGGCGGCCGCCCCCACCAGCCCACAUGGGCCAGAGAACCGCUGUGUUUACUUGUGCCUUCCCCCCACCUCGUCCAGGUCCCCUGUCACGCAGGCCUGUUGCUCUCCUACAAGCCUUAGUGGCUGCACUGCUGCCCCUGCCACACAAGGGGUCGGCCUGGGUCUGGCUUGUUUCCUUUGAGGGCUUACCAGGAGCAGAUCCAAGAGUGGAAGCUGGGGAGACAAGAGGGACUCUAACUGGAGCAAGAGUGUGGGUCCCUGGGCCUGCCCUUGGUUGACACGGGUGGCACGUUUUCUUGGCUGGGGACGGAGCAUGUGGGAAAGCCUGCCAAAGCUGACCCAGCACCCGGCUGUCCAGCUCAGGUGCCAGCUCCUGGCCCUGCUGUGUUGAGCUUCCAGGAGAUUCCAAGGGAGGGCAGGAGGUGGCUGGUAACGGUUGUCUUCCCAAUAUGCACGUUCGCGCCUCCUACUUCAGCGUGGCUUCCUGGCCUCCGCUUUUCUUUCCCUGGAGUAUAAGGGGAAGCCGCAUGCUGCCUCCUGGGGUUUAUGCGGGCAGCCUGCUACCUUGCUGCCCACAGAGUUCUGAGGGGAAUCAUCCCUGGGACAGGAGCUCGCUGAGAUGCCAGGGACUGUCCAUCUGGUCACUGACAGGGCAAGUUGCCCGUUCUGGGUUCGUGGUGACGGAGGGGAACCUGAGAGAUACAGACUAAGUCCCCAGGCAGCUGCAGGCAGCGCCAGCCCAGUCCUGAGGGUCCGCCUCACCACAGUCACGUGCCUUAGUAACUGGUCCAGGAAGCGUCCUGCUGCUUGCUGCACUGCUGCUUUUCUUACUCUUGCCCUCCCCUGCUGUCCCCUCCUGCUCACAGCUGACAGAUGACUCCCUGGUCUUCUUGGGCACGGGGGAGGGGCUGAGAGGCAGUCCUCAACCCCACAGACACACCUUGCAGGCUGCCUGUGGGUGAAGGGUUGCAGAGCAGCCUGGCACCUGGCCCUGGUGGUGAAGGAGUGGGCUCCAUGCUCCAGAUGCUUCUGCUCCAGCUCUCAGUUCUCAGCCACGUCAUGAAUGCUGACAAGGCUGGGUGGCAGAGCUCAGGCAGGCUGCUUCCAUCUUUAAAAGACGUGGCAUUUAUUUUUGUUUCUGAAACAUUGGGGCUGGGGAACUUCAGAGGUGCCCACCCCCCAUGCUGGCCCUCCGCUCCUUCCCCGAGCCUCUUGGGUGGUAAAAGUAAUGAAGAGCCCAAUAUAUUUUCAAUACCUGACCAAGCAGGGUAGCUCUAGGAGUGGGUGGCCUGGAAGAUUAGGGGAAUGGCCUCCUCUCAGCCUCCUGCCUCCACUCUCACACGCACUUUACUAUUCGCUCGUUCCUGGCCUCUUUCUGCCCCUGCUGUCUUCCUUUCUCUCAGGGUAAGGGCAGUGCCUGCUGUGCCUGUUAGCCACUCCUCCCCACCCCCCUCACCCCGGAGCCUGCGAAUUCUGUGCCUGCCCAGGCCAGCAUGGUUCGGCAUGGAACAGCUUGUCAAAGGUGCCAGAACUAGAGGUCAGAGUCUUUGAGGGAGAUGAAAUGUACCAGGGGGCUGUCCUUAGCCUCAAAAGAGGGCAUUUCCAGAAGAGUGCCUGCCAGUAGUCGUGGGCUCUGGGCCCAUCUGGAGGGUGGGUCCCUCAUGACCCAGCUGCCUCCCCAUGCAUAGGCUCUCCUUCCCCACAGGGGUACCCUUGUCUUCCGCCAAAAAAGAAUGCAGGGCACAUGGUGUGGGAUUUGGAGUCUACUAAGCCUGCUGAUUUAUUCCCAGUCAUCCAAAACCUGAAUUCUAGCCGAGUGUUUUUCUUUUAAUGAGAGAUCUUGCCCCUUUUUCAUAGCAUUACUCUGGCGUUUUUCCUCCCCUAAGAGGUUGCACUUUUUGUUUUGGGAUUAUUCAGCCCCAUAGGUUACUGGCUCCGGCCUUGGAAAAAUUAAAAGCCUUCCUUCUGUGGCGUUCUUCCAGCCAGCUGCCACCGACACUGUCCUGGGGUCACAGACCCAGACUUGUGUGCCUGGUAGGAAAGAAAGAAGGGUAAAUGGGGGCCUCCCAUUUUGGCCCCACCUCUCCUCACCCACCCCCUUGUCACUGACAUGGAUGAGGCCCACUUCUGGGUCUGUGGGUGCAGGAACCAGGCUUCAUCCUGCUGGCAUCCAUGACAGCUGUUGGUUCUCUUUCCCUGAAGCAAUUUCUUGCCAUCAACCAUUUGCUACUAUUCCAGGAGCUUCUGGGUUUUGUCCCUUGCAAGGGAUUAGGGACUUUACAGCUUUCUAAGUGGGGCUUGACUAAGAUAGGACGGUGGCAGGUGGCAGGCUGCCAGGAAGGAGGCUGUCAGGAGCCUGGAGCAGAUGGGAAAACUGUCCAUAGCCCUGCUUUUCUGGGCUCACCUCUAGGGGAGUCCAGCAGAGGGCUUGUCCAGGAGAAUGGUCAGCACCAAAGGACUUUGUUUGAAAAGGUAUUUUUUUGCACACGAGCUAACUCAAUGCAAGUUUUAUGUCCUGGCAACUUGCAGUUGCAUUCCAGUGACUUACAACGGCCAGUCUCUGGUGAAGAUCACUUAUAUUUCCAUGCCUUAGUUUAGCAAGUAGGCUCUAUCUUUUGCCAUUUCUGGAUUUUGUGUGCUGUGCUCCCAUUUCACUCAGCGUAAACUGUGAAAUGGUCUGAGUCCUGGCCAAUUGUCAGUUUUGGGGUUAUAAGGCAUUUCAGUGUGUGUGCUAACACUCCAUUUGCAAAUAAAACUAGAACUAAUGUUAUCUUGCGGGCCCCCACCCCCACCCCCCCAAUGUUCGUUCUAUGGAGAAGCUGAAUGGCAAGACCGACAAAGGUAUCUUCUUCCUGCCUGGUUAGUGGUGGCACAGGGACGAUAGCACUCAGCCUCUCCCUCCUAGUCUCAGCUGAGCGCUCCGACCACUUGCUUCCCCCGUAACAUGUCACUUCCAUUCCCAGGUUACAUGCUUACAUCAAGAGCGGAAUAUGCUGCAAAUAUUUCUACAUCCUUGCUUUUUUUUUUUUUUUUUUUUCCUCUUUAAAGAGAAUAAAGGACCGUGAAGGGAAGUGGUAUGGAGGCUUUCCAGCUGAACCCCAGAUGUGCUGGCUGGGAGCUUCUCUUGGGGCCUCCUGGGGCUCAGCAUAGGGGCAGACAUUACUGAUGAUCAGUGAAGGGCUCAGAGGGACUUUGCUUGGUGGGCUCAGCUUUGCUGGGAAACUCCUCUUAAUCUCCAGUUGAAAACCUAGUAGAAUUUUGAAUGAAAACAUCAAAGUUAAACCCUGCACCAGGCAGCAGAGCACUUGGAUUGCCAAGCAGGGAGGAGAGAUGGAUGCGGAUUGUGUGGCUGCCUACCACACCCUGCCCUGGCUCAUCACACCACUAUGGAACCUUGCAGAAUGGUACUCGUAAUGGUUUAAAACAACACUUGCAUCAUUGACUGUGUGCAGGAUGUCAAAUCAGUUUGGGUUUGCUUUAUUUUAUAUAUAUUUUUUUGGUAUCCUGUACAUUGCAGUGGGUGUGAAGAUAGUAUUUUAAUAUUUGUACAAAGUUUAAUUUAAUUUUAAUUCUAUGUAUAUAACUGCAUUUCUAAAUAAUAAAAAAAGUUCUUACGA